CUGUAACGUUGUAGAGCCUCGCAUCUUGACCUUAAAGUUCGAACAACCAAGUUGCGGCUCUCAUCAUGUCCUGUUUCAAGAAGGCAGCGUCCCGAGCUGGGACGCAGAUCAUGCAAAAGACCGGUCAGAUCGAACGGACUGUCGACCGGGAGUUUGCAGAAGAGGAAGGUAGAUACAGGACGAUGGAGAGGGAGACUACCGAGCUGCAGAAGGAGGCCAAGGCUUAUCUCGAUGCUAUGCGAUCAAUGUCUGCAUCGCAAAGCCGGAUCGCCGAAACCCUCGAAAUGUUCUACACCGCCGACAGGACGUCCGACGGCGCCAUGGCUGGACACGCCUACAAGUCCGCUGUAGACGAGUUGGACAACAGCGUCGGACGGGACCUCGACGCUCCUUUCAGGGCAACCGUCCUCGAGCCCGUUGGCAAACUGUGCAGUUACUACCCUGCUAUCAACGAUGCCAUCGCCAAGAGGAACAAGAAGAUGCUGGAUUAUGACGCGUCAAGGUCUAAAGUCAGGAAGCUCGUAGACAAGCCGGCUGAAGAUACUGCCAAGCUGCCCAGGGCCCAACAAGAGCACGACGAAGCCAAGGAGAUCUUUGAAGUCUUGAACGGUCAGCUUAUCGAAGAGCUGCCUCAGCUGGUAGAACUGCGAAUACCCUACCUUGACCCAUCUUUCGAAGCCAUGGUGCGGUGUCAGCUGAAGUUCGCAGAGGAAGGAUACUCGAAGCUCGCAGGCGUCCAACGUUACUUUGCCGAAAACAUCCGAGACGAGUACGCGAACGGUCAACUCGACGCCCAGGUAGAAUCCACCCUAGGAGAAAUGAAGCAGUUGGCGAUCUAUGGAAUUUAAUCGUUCCAAAACCAUCGUGUACGCAAAUCACACAGACUAUCCGAGAGCGUGAAUUGUUGUGUCCCGUAUCCAGUUGUAAUGCUCAAAUCGAUAACA
Filobasidium floriforme is the source of this 944-nucleotide messenger RNA. RefSeq lists its product as uncharacterized. NCBI's taxonomy places the organism in Eukaryota, Fungi, Basidiomycota, Tremellomycetes, Filobasidiales, Filobasidiaceae. The record is from RefSeq and is a predicted model, not a curated record. Gene Ontology annotation, cellular component: actin cortical patch; Rvs161p-Rvs167p complex; medial cortex. The transcript is spliced from 9 exons. Bases 66 to 848 code for a protein of 260 amino acids. Gene Ontology annotation, molecular function: lipid binding; protein domain specific binding. Gene Ontology annotation, biological process: actin filament organization; endocytosis; actin cortical patch localization.